Strongylus vulgaris is the source of this 708-nucleotide messenger RNA. The record is from the annotation of a GenBank genome assembly. Lineage: Eukaryota; Metazoa; Nematoda; Chromadorea; Rhabditida; Strongylidae.
AUGCGCGGUGCGAUUGCAGAUGCACGAGCAGUAUUUCGUCGAGCACGAAAACAAGGCGCACUACCACUAGAAGCUAUUGAUAGUGCGGAGGAUCAGCUGGAAAUGCGAGAAAUGCGGCGGCAACUCGAGGGUAAUGAAAACAGCGAUGACUCGUUGGAUGAGGAUGAAUUUGAUGAAAAUGGAAAACGUAUCGCAUUCACGCGAUUAAGAACCAUGGAUGGAUUCCCAGCAGCUCCUGUCGUUCGGCUACCCAGUGUGGUUGAAGAACAAGGUAGCAAAAAGCUAGAUCGAGGUCAAGGAAAACAGAAACUCAUUAACAAUGGUGUGCCAACUUUUCAGGUACUUGAAGAUGAAGAAGAGGUUAUGGAGAGCUAUUUGGAAGGUAUCUAUGAAGUUAACAAUCAUAUAGAACGAUUUUCUUUGCACGAUCCCAAUAUGGAAAAGUGGAAAGCGAGCAAAGUACCUUUGAAAAAAUUGAACAAUUGUGUAAGCAGUUUUACGGUGUACCAAGACGACGAGAACAAAGAAAACACUGACCCUCAAACAAACAAAGUAGCGAAGAAACCGGUACUAAAGCUCCGAAAAUGCUUGAUAAAAGAUAUCUCUAUCGAGGAGCAUCUUGCCAUGAUGUAUGAAAAAAACGAAGCCAAGGAGGAUGUCAAGAAAGUGGUGCGUAAAAUAAACUUCGACGAUGACGACGAUGAAUAG